CCCAUUUGGAUACUCCAUUGCAACCAGAGAAAAGUUCAGAUUUCAAAAAUGCAGACUCAGACGCACACCACCACAGAUCGACAUGGCUAUAGCUUGCGCUUUUCGCCCUUCGAGGCUAACUAUUUGCUGCUAGCUACAAGCCAAUUGUACGGUCUUGCUGGAGGUGGUUCUCUCUUUCUGCUCGAACAGAACUCCAACGCAACCUCUUCCGACGGCCAGAACCUCGGGGAGCUGUGCCGUCUGGAGUGGUCCGAUGGACUGUUUGACGUCGCCUGGUGUCCCUAUGCCCCCGACAUCGCGGCCACCGCCUCCGGAGAUGGAUCGCUCCAGAUCUGGUGCGGAUUGGACGGCGAAUCGGCGGCCAACCAGCAGACGCCCAAGCAGCCGCUGAUCUGCCUGCAGGAGCACAAGAACGAGGUCUACAGCCUGGACUGGGGCGAGAAGUGGAACUACCACACCCUGCUCUCGGCCAGCUGGGAUUGCACUCUGAAAUUGUGGGACUGCAACAGACAGAGCUCCAUCACCACUUUUGUGGGCCACAGCGAUCUGAUCUAUGGGGCCAAGUUCUCGCCCCUGAUCGCCAAUCUGUUUGCUAGCGUAAGUACUGAUGGGCAUCUUAACUUAUGGAAUUCUCUUGAUUUUGCAGGUAAACCCCUGAUGAGCAUCGAGGCGCAUGCGAGCGAGGCACUAUCCUGCGACUGGUCGCACUUCGAUCGGAAUGUCCUGGUCACUGGAGGAUCGGAUGGCUUGAUUCGGGGAUGGGAUCUGCGCAAGAUGAGGACCCACGUCUUUGAGCUGUACUCCGGGGAAUUUGCAGUGCGUCGAUUGGCCUGUUCACCGCACUCGGCAGCGGUUUUGGCAUCUGCCAACUAUGACUUUACAACAAGGAUUUGGAAUCUGGAGCGUGGCGAGUCCGCCCAGGAGAUCAAUGCCCAGCACACGGAGUUCGUCUGCGGUUUGGAUUGGAAUCCUCACAGGACCCACCAGCUGGCCGACUGUGGAUGGGACUCGUUGGCCAACGUUUAUACCCCACAGUGUCUUAGCGGCGAACUGGCCGUCUAGGGUAUCACUGGGCAUGCCCGCAACUGGAAACACUGGAACUGGUACUCCCUAAAUACCGAAAACACAUGUGAUAAGGCGCUAGUGGCGUCGAAAUAGCCAGGCCUACAAACGGUGCACCGCCAGGAAGAUAGCUGAGCUAUACGAAAUGCCUAUAAGGAACUGUAAGGAACUCUAAGGAUCCGGAUCCGAAGACAGGGCGAUGACGUGUAAAUAGUUGUGUGAUAAACGCUGAACGGGCGAAUCCUCAAGCAGGUGCUUCAAAUGUCAAUAAA
Drosophila suzukii is the source of this 1334-nucleotide messenger RNA. RefSeq names its product Peroxin 7 (gene Pex7). The record is from RefSeq and is a predicted model, not a curated record. Gene Ontology annotation, molecular function: protein binding. Gene Ontology annotation, biological process: protein import into peroxisome matrix. NCBI's taxonomy places the organism in Eukaryota, Metazoa, Arthropoda, Insecta, Diptera, Drosophilidae. Gene Ontology annotation, cellular component: cytosol; peroxisomal matrix.